This is a messenger RNA of Nomia melanderi (Alkali bee), 901 nucleotides long. RefSeq lists its product as uncharacterized. NCBI's taxonomy places the organism in Eukaryota, Metazoa, Arthropoda, Insecta, Hymenoptera, Halictidae. The record is from RefSeq and is a predicted model, not a curated record.
UAAAAUGGCUUCUUCCUCGUUGAAGGGUACUCGGAAAACGUACAGCUUUGAGGAACGAGAAAUAUUGAUAACGUUGAUAAACAAAUACGAGGACAUCGAAGAGAGAAAAUCUGAUCCUGUUUCAAUGUGCAAACGGAAGUCCGCCUGGUCCCAACUUGCUGACGAGUAUAAUUUGAUGGUAGGUCCCCAAGGUGUGCGUUCAGCUGUGCAAUUAAGACGCUGUUGGGAAAACAUGAAAGCCUGCAAACGUAAUCGCGAAGAGAAAAAGUUACGAACAAUUUCCAAAAGUUUCUGCCAACUGUCCAAGGAUCACUCACGCUCAAAACCCUGGGAGAGUCGAACUCCAUUGUCGGAACUACCACUGCCAACCGGAACCGUGGGAUUGCCCCCGAAUGUCGUAUUUGAGCCGAAAGAAUCGGAACCGUUCACUUUGCAAAGCGUUUGCAGUUUGAACCCACCCCAACAAAGCUCGAGAGAUGAAAAUGGCUGCAAAGAUUCCGAUUCAGUCUGCAACAAAAUGAAUUCCAACCAAUUGUCGAGCGGAUCGUUGACUGACUGUUUCGAAAAAUCGACCAAAGAAUUAGACUCUCCCGUCGCCGAAAGAUUAGGCAAAGAGGACAUGCCGGAGAGAAGUCAUUUGAUAUUUAAGUCGAACGGGACGCAAACGUUAAUGUCUCCGUCAUUUAUUCACGAUCAACCGCGUAAAGCGAAGAAAUCAGUUCGCAAGGACGAAGAGUUACACGCGUUAGCUCUCUCCGAGGCGCAGAUAAAAGUCGAUAUCGCCGCCAUGUUGAAAGAGGAGGCACGAAUUAAACUGGAGGAGGCACAUUAUCGUAAAGAGGAGGCUAGACUCAGGAUGCUUCUUUUUACUUACAAGCUCGACAGAAUGAAAGGGAAUUGA